Molecule: messenger RNA, 2528 nt
Organism: Megalops cyprinoides (Indo-Pacific tarpon)
Lineage: Eukaryota; Metazoa; Chordata; Actinopteri; Elopiformes; Megalopidae
Gene: amt
Product: aminomethyltransferase
Exons: 9
Coding region: 63-1304 (413 amino acids)
Biological process (GO): glycine catabolic process
Cellular component (GO): mitochondrion
Molecular function (GO): aminomethyltransferase activity; protein binding
Source: RefSeq, a predicted model, not a curated record
AGCUGGCGACCAAGGUGUUACUGUAACGUGAGACUGGGAGCUUCGUUUGGAAGGAAGACACGAUGUUUCUUCGGAUCAUCUCCGCCAGCUGGUUCGGAUGUGGUCGCAGAGUUCCGAGGGAAUCCCUGCGCAAUGUUGCACUUGGCGCAGCAAGGCAGGAAAGGCAUGCUUCAAGUUCAGAGGGCUCCCUAAAGAAGACGGAGCUGUUUGACUUCCACAGGCAGCAGGGAGGGAAGAUGGUGGAGUUUGCUGGCUGGAGCAUGCCGGUGCAAUACAAGGACAGUCACAUCAGCUCCCACAUGCAUACCCGCCAGCACUGCUCCAUCUUUGACGUCAGCCACAUGCUGCAGACCAAGGUCCAUGGGAAGGACAGAGUGAAAUUCAUCGAGUCGCUUAUAGUUGGCGACAUAGCUGAGCUCAAAGACAACCAGGGUACACUUUCACUCUUCACAAAUGAUAAGGGAGGAAUAAAGGAUGACCUGAUCGUGACCAAGACGGACCAGGGCUAUCUGUACGUGGUUUCCAAUGCUGGCUGUGCAGACAAGGAUUCAGCCCACAUGGAGGCCAAACUGAAAGAGUUCAAAGCUGCCGGCCAUGAUGCAGAUCUUGAGUAUCUUGAUGAAAGUUUGAUUGCAGUCCAAGGUCCCUCCAUGGUGCAGGUCCUUCAGCCUGGCUUACCUGAUGACCUCAGCAAGUUGACUUUCAUGACCAGCACCUUGACAACAGUGUUCGGAAUCCCGGGUUGCCGGGUGACACGCUGUGGUUACACAGGAGAGGAUGGGGUAGAGAUUUCUGUUCCACGUUCGGCAGUCGUAGCCCUGACAGAGCGUCUGCUAGCCAACAGCGAGGUGCGACUCGCCGGCCUAGGGGCGCGGGACAGUUUGAGGCUUGAAGCAGGACUUUGUCUCUAUGGCAAUGACAUUGAUGAGACCACCACCCCAGUGGAGGCCACCCUGGUGUGGACUAUAGGAAAGCGGAGGCGUCAAACCAGGGACUUCCCCGGUGCAGAAAUCAUCAUCCCACAGAUCAAGGCCAAGACGAAGAGGAAGCGAGUGGGCCUGUUGUCCACAGGACCGCCUGUCCGGCAGCACACUCCCAUCCUGAGCCCUGAGGGAAAGGUCAUAGGUGAAGUCACUAGUGGUUGUCCCUCCCCCUGUCUUAAGCAGAACAUUGCCAUGGGUUAUGUGGAGGCGGGGUUUAGCAAGCUGGGCACACCCAUCCAGGUGGAGGUGAGGAAGAAGGCAGUGAAUGCGGUUGUCACCAAGAUGCCCUUUGUACCCACAAAUUACUACACUGGCCAGUAAAGCUGCUGGUCACUGACUGGGGAGAAACCUGAUAGUACUGUGUUGCUGUUCGGCUGGGGCAGUGGUACUCAAACCUGACUGGCUCAGCAGCUUCAUUCGUGAUCAUCCUUGAUCAACACACACAUACAUAUACUGACAUACAUACAUUUUUAGUACUGAGGCAGACUUUUUUCAUGUCAGACACACAUUGAAGAAAAGCACACCUGAGUUUGCAGUUUUUCGGUUCUGUUCUUCUUUUUAGCCUUGACUCAUGGCACUGACUCUGCCAAAGACUUGUCUCAGGCGCUUUUUGUACAAUCUGAAUAUGAGUCUGCCUGGUUGAGUAAUACAGUAACUGAGGUUAGAGGUUAAAGGUCUUCACUAAUUCUGAUCACGGUGUACUAGUGGAAGCCUAGCAUUGCCAUCCUUUCAUGCCCCCCUUGCAGUUUUCAAGUGCCUGAGAUCAGUCAUGUGUGACAUCCUGUAAUGUCAUAUUCAAAACAGCAGUGCUUUAUUUAAACUGCCAUAUCCUGACUUGCACCACCUGACACCACUGCUGACUAAUAUGCCAGUGUGGUAUACCCACAAUGUAGUAUAUAUGGAUAAACUGAGAAAUUGUUUUUAUAAUUAUUAUUUUUUAUCAGUAAGUUUGUAUAUUACUUUUUAGAAAAUGGGGUUAGAAUGACGGUGCCAAAAUUAGGACACCCCUCAAAAUAUUUAGGUCUAAAUCUCUAAACAAAAGGCAGUUUAUACUUACCAGAAACACGAGCUCCAAAUGUUGAAAUUUAAGCAUUAUUUGUUAUUGAUUUUCAAAAGGGUUUAAAAUAAUCUCUUCAUUUUUUUCCAAAAGUUAAUAAUAUACUAAACCAGCUGUAUGCAGAAUGGAUGUAGGAUGAGUGUUGGAGUUCUAUAGACUGUUUUUUCAAGGAGUUAACGGUUCUCAGUUGAAAUUGCUUGCGCUUUUUUCUAGUGAAAAAUUAGAGGCGUCGAUUGUGCAAUGACCUUACAGUACGUACACUAUUGUAUAUGUCACACUAACCUCCGUAUGUCUAAAGGUUCAGUCCACCAAUCAAGUGUCUGUCUCUGUCCCUCUAAUUAACACAGUAGAGUGGUGUGACAGUUCGUAUCUGUGCAGUUUUUACUCGUUUCUGUAAGGAUAUCCCGUGCCAUGUCAAGUCCUGUAGUUGGAAUGAGUACUGCAGGAGUGGAUUCUGGUGCAAUUACUAAAUUAGUUUACAAAUGUUA